Molecule: messenger RNA, 1297 nt
Organism: Paramuricea clavata
Lineage: Eukaryota; Metazoa; Cnidaria; Anthozoa; Malacalcyonacea; Plexauridae
Source: the annotation of a GenBank genome assembly
AUGCCGUCUCUACCAUCACAUGUUAGACGUAAACAUCAGAAUGAAAGAUUCGACUUUCAUUUGAACGACAACACUGAUAUCCCCACAAAUAUUCCUGAACGUGACCCACCGAACGAAAGAUCUACCAGCAUCAAGGAAAAGACAGCUGAGGAAUUUUCUUUGAGACAUUUUGCUCUAUUUACUUUAAAGACACAAGAAAUCAACCGACUAACCGAUGCCACCACUAACAAGGUUUUUAUUGAUUUAUUUUUACUGUAAUACAUAAUCAUAACAACACCUCAACACACAUUAACACAAAAAGGCAGGGACCACUGUGACAACAGUUUAACACCAAUUGUUUUUAAUACUGUGGGUGCUAUUAAGCCUGUAAACCUUCUCUUUUUUAUCUAAGGUUAUCGACAAUACAUCAGAACUACUUGAGCAACACAAAGCUCACAUGAAGGAUGAGGAUGUUGAUGGACUAGAAGACAUCAUAAACUUGCCACAAACUCCUUCUAUGGACUUCUUAAGGACCACCAAGAGUAGGAAUAAUUAUCUUUACUUUAGGGGGGAAUACCUCUCAAACAUGCACUGGCUAGGACCAUGGCAUCAGCAUAUUCAAAUCUAUCAUGAACUCAAGGUUCCAAUGUAUGCACUAAUCUCAUACCAAGACACUCAAUGUUUCACUCCUGCCUUGCUUGACUUGAGACUUUGGCAUUGGCUGGUCAGGUGGCUCGUCAUAUUUUGGCAGAUUUUCUAAUUUGUUUCAGGAAAAAGAUUGUAGUAAACAUUAAUAUUGCUAAAAUAACACCACACAAAACAAAAUAUCUCAGUUAUACUAUAGCUUUACAAAUAAGCAAAUUCACCAAAAUGUGACCGGCCAAUAGUUUACACCAUUUAAAGGUAGUCAUAUAAUGAAAUAUUUUCUACUUUACACCGGCUUUUCAAAUGUAUGAAGCAGGGGGCUUCUGAAGAUUUAUAAAGUACAUUAACAGUAAACAAAACUUUUAAAGUGGAUUUUCUCUUUUUGGCAAUUUGACCUGUGCCAGCGAUUUUUGUGACACUGUAAUUUUGUAAAUAUACAGUAUAAUGUAGAAGAUUGAUAUUUGGCAUAGUUACUAUAGUUACUAUAACAUGAUCUAGUGGCUGACGCUCUCCAAAUUUCAAUAUUUUUCAUCAUUGAUGAAUUAUUCACCAAUUAAUGCUAAUUAUUCAUGCUAUACAAAACUACAAGGAAGUUCAUGUUGGCUUUUGAACAGGUGUAUUUCACAAGGUUGAAAUUUUGCUCAAUGAUAUGCAGAUAAGCAAAGAAAUUUGA